Seminavis robusta is the source of this 2044-nucleotide messenger RNA. The record is from the annotation of a GenBank genome assembly. Lineage: Eukaryota; Bacillariophyta; Bacillariophyceae; Naviculales; Naviculaceae.
UACAAAUGCUAAUGGCAGUUUGUUCAGAAUUUCUCAGAGAAUUCGCUCAUUUUUCAAUCUCUCUGCUCGAACCUCCAAGAGAGACAAGCAACGUCAUUCACUCCUUAUUAUCCAUUGCUUAGUUAGUACGGUACAAUACACAGAAGUAUCACCAUGGAUUGUGAGAGCUGUGGUUGGGCAGCGGCUGUGGUGGCCGUGGUGUCGUUUGGUUCCUUCGGUGUUCCCAUCAAGAGCGAAACUUGCCGUCGAUUGAACAUUGAUCCAUUGGUGUUCCAAACCUACAAGACUGUCGUGUGCUUCUUAUCUUCGGCCGUGAUACUGGCAAUCCUGGGGCGUCCGUUUCGAUUCACACCUUGGGGCAUUGUGUCGGCCAUUUUUUGGGUGCCAGCUGGAGUUGGGACGGUCGCUGCAGUCAAGCUUGCAGGGUUAGCAGUGGCCAUUGCCGUGGGAAACAGUUUGGUAGCUCUUGUAUCCUUUACUUGGGGUAUUCUUAUCUUCCAUGAACCCAUCCAUUCCAUUUCCAUGGCGUGUGUGGGAGUCAUGAUGAUGAUCCUGGGAUUCUGCGGUAUGAGCUACUUUUCCACAAGGGACAGGAACAACACAGACAAUGGCAAGCCGCUGCCAUUGUCAUCGCCACAACAACAGCAAUUGACCAUGUCGUUUCAUUACGAGGCACCAUUGGAGACUCCCACUGGUUCAAGCUGCAAUGGCUCGAUACAGACGUGUCCAUCGUCAUCCGAGUCGAUUGAGUUGGUAGAGGAGGCCAGACGACAGUAUCGUUUGUGCCAAGAGAUCCAUGAUUUUGAAGCCAAAACCUUUCGCAAUAAUCGUCACCAUUCAAGGACAAACGGGGAUCAUCAUCAUGAAAUCCACAAUACACAACGUCAACAUCUACAUCUACAAGAUGAAAAACAUGACGAAAACAGCAACAUCGUGGGUGGAUUGAGACACCGACAAGUGCACCUGGUACAUCAUCACUCCAAUGAAAUGGUGUCCUCACCUACUGCUACACAUGACAAGAAAACAGCAAUGGUACUCUCGCCGUCUGUAGAAGAUGCCAUUCCGGCAUUUCCAUCACCGCCGCCACCAUCUAAUGCAGCCUUCACCUUCACCGACCAUCAUGACCCCCAACCCAAUGACACAUUCCUUGUUCUUGCUGGCGGGGCAUGUAAACUAACGCGACGGCAAGUAGGCAUUGCUCUUUCCAUUUUCAACGGAUGUUGGGGCGGUAGUAUACUGGUCCCGAUGAAGUUUUGUCCCGACCCGACAAUCACCAGAGGAGUUGAUUUCGUCUGGUCAUUUUCGAUUGGGGCCAUGCUAGUCACGGCUUCACUUUGGUUAGGUCGAUUCUUGUGGAAUUAUGCUGCGUCGGGUGAUUCAUCCUUGGCCUACAGGUCUUUGCCACCCUUGCAUUUGAAAGAAAUGUGGAAGCCCGGAGGCUUGUCAGGUCUGUUGUGGAGCACUGGCAACCUGUUUUCCAUCUUAUCGGUGGAUUACCUCGGGGAAGGAGUAGGAUACUGUGUCGUACAGGCAUCCAUGUUGGUCAGUGGGCUAUUUGGCAUCUUCUAUUUCAAGGAAGUCAAAGGAAUGGCUACUAUUUCCAAGUGGUUCCUUUCCGCCUUGCUGACUGUGUCUGGCAUCCUAGUUCUCAGCUAUGAACACCACGACACCUCAUAGGGCAGAGACAAUCGGACAGUCCGCGAACUCGAGCAAAGGCUUAUCCAAGAAUGGGGAGGGGGGCUGAUCAAAAAGGAGUUGCCUCCACCAAGGCUCCUGCUGCCAACUGAUGUUGUCAUAGAUAGCUGAUGUUCAAUUCAACAUCAUGGAUGACAGUGGUGAAGGAAUCCUACGCAAGCUCUCGACGCACUGGCUGCAACAAAACCAAACAGGCUUUGCUCGCUGCGGUCGCGUAACGAAACUCCUGUUUGGCCGCGGCAUGGGUACAACGACAGACACAUGCACUAUAGCACGCAUUAGAAACUAGCUAGCAAGUCAAUUGAAAACAUGUAUCUAUCUUUAAUUAAUAUACGCCGUACUCAAAUAC